Molecule: messenger RNA, 973 nt
Organism: Teleopsis dalmanni
Lineage: Eukaryota; Metazoa; Arthropoda; Insecta; Diptera; Diopsidae
Product: m-AAA protease-interacting protein 1, mitochondrial
Exons: 3
Coding region: 103-903 (266 amino acids)
Biological process (GO): inner mitochondrial membrane organization; protein insertion into mitochondrial inner membrane from matrix
Cellular component (GO): mitochondrial inner membrane
Molecular function (GO): ribosome binding
Source: RefSeq, a predicted model, not a curated record
CUGGGUUAUUUUUGACAUUCUGUUGUUUACAAAUUUGAGAAAUUUUUGUUUGAAGAUUUUAGGCAAAGUAUUCUGCUGAAAUAUUAUUUAACUAAGAAAAAAAUGAAUCAAAUACGGCCUGUAUACCGAUUGUCACAGAAUUAUUUAAGUUAUUUGGAUAUAACAAAAAGAGCAAUUAUAACAAACAAUAAUUUGUGUACACAUGCCUCCUUCAAUAAUCUUGCUGGAAACAAAUUAGGCGGAUUUCGUUAUUUUAGUAAUUUUGAAAAUCCUCGACAAAAUGAAAAAAGUGAUGAAUUUAAAGAGAAGCGAGUUUCUUUUCCGAGGUUGUCAGAUUUUCCAACUGUUAUGUGGCCAUCAUUUAUAAAAUCCUUUAAAAAUUGGAUAUUAAUUAAUCUAAUAAUACGUCCAUAUUUCGAUACUGAGUUUGUUAUGCCAGAUUUUGUACAAGGAGCAAAACAUGCAGUUCAGGUUAUAUCAAAAUAUUUAAGUAAUGGUGAAUUUUCAGCGUUAAAUAACCUGGUGACAACAAAUGUUAUUGAGGAGUUGGAACCUAUUGUAAAAACUUUAUCUAUAUCGCAACGAUCAGAAUUAGCAGUACUAGAAAAGGACAUAUACGUAUCAUUUCCCUACGAAGUCGGUAUAAUAUAUGAAGAAAAUAAUGAAAAGGUAAAAAAAUGGGUUGAAAUAGUUAUGAUUUUUCAUGUUCUGCACGGUUUGACCGAGAUGCGUAGAGCUGGAACGGAAAUACCAUGGAAUAUUGGAAUGUUUCCAGAAUACCAACAGAAAAUGUUUGUGUGUAACUACCGCUUUAGGAAAGAGUUUACUGCUGAAGCACAAUCCGACUGGAUUGUUAAUGCAGUGAAUCACUUCAGACCGGUUGAUUUAAUACAUAGUGCUUGAAUAUUGUUUAAUUUUUAAUCAGUUUUCGUUAAAUAUUUUUGAUAUGUAAUUAAUUUUAAAGUCUGAUCAC